GUGGUAGUCUGGAUCCGAGUGCAGAACUACAUUUCCCAGCGGGCUCCGGGUUCAGGGGUCUCUCUCCCUUGGCCGGGCGUACGAAGUCACCACCUUCGCGGGGCUGCUUUUCAAAAAAUGUCCAACAAAGAAUCUUGUGGAGAAGGAGAGACGUCUCAGAGAAAAGGCACCACCUCAUUACCCAACUUUGAUGAAGAAGUGUUGGAAAGAGGACCUGGGAAGGUGGCCCUAGAGUACUCUGCUGUCCUUGACGAUAAGAAAGAGAAAAAAACCUCAGCAAGUUCUACCAGUUCAGCUUGUUCUAUAAGAUCCGUUUCAUCAAAGAAGAGAAAACUGAAAUCAGAAGAUGCAGACAUUCUGUACUAUAAUGUAAAAAGAACACAAGAACUAAAAAGGCUGAAUAUAGACACUGAGACUCCAAGAAAGAGACCAAAAGUCUAUUCUUCACCCCAGGGACCUAUUAAUCUUCAAGAAGCAUCAUAUUCAAAUGAUAAUCAAAUCAUUCCACAGAGUUCUCCUUCAAAUGGAACUAAAGAAGCCAUGAGUAAAUGUGUAGAUUUGAAAGAUAUCAAAUUGACAAAUGUUAGGCGUACACUUGACCAUGGAAUUAAAUACCUUAGCAGUUCUAAGAUUCCCAAAGAUAUGAAACCUAAAGCUGAAAGCCACGCAAGUGACAAAAAAUGUCCUCAUUCCCUUGCUCAGAGAGAGAAGAUGAAGGAACUCAAAAAAGGAAGGCACAGUAAGUCUAGAGACAAUUCUGAAAAAUGUGUUUUGGAAAAAUGCAAGAGAAUCCAACUUUUUCAGGAUUGUAAUUCCAACACAAUAGUCAAGGAGCCCUUCGAAUCUAGAAGGAAGAUCAGUUUCAAAAUUCCAAUAAAAUCCCGUGAUAUUCAUCAAAAGCUUGUAGAAGAAAAUGUCUUCAGUUUAAACUCUAACAAGUCAAAGACUAAGCAGAAGAAAAAAGAAUGCCUGGAAAGCACUCAGGUUUCAUUAAAUUUGACGAGGCACAAAAGUAAACAUUUAUCUUCAGAUUCCACAUAUAAGCAAAGUGUUCGUGAAUGGAAAGGAAAAUACCAUGAGCAUCAAGAAAGUAAUGAUUCAAGUUCUGGUGAAAACCCAACCCAGAGUUUUGAAGCACCAAGUUCUUCAGUGUCACUUGAAAGUAUUCAAGAUACAGAUCAAGAGAUGCAGAUAGUAGAAGAGCUUCAUGCUGCCCGUGUGGGAAAAAGUGUGGAUUUGCCUGUGGUUCCACCUCCUGGAGAGCUAACGAGUAUGGAGAUUGAUUUGGUGGAAGAUGAUGGACGUUCCUCUGCUGCAAAUACUGCUUCAGACAAAAAGCUUCUAAUUGUCAUUGACACAAAUAUUCUGAUGAAUCAUCUCAAAUUUGUUAGACUUUUAAAGACAACAGAAAUUCCAGGCUUUGACGGACUUGUGUUAAUAAUUCCCUGGGUGGUUGUGCAAGAGCUAGAUCGUAUGAAGGCCGGAAAGCUACUCAAAUAUGCUCAGAGCAAAGCUAUACUUGCGGUUCAUUUCAUCAAUGACAGUCUCAAAAGUCAAGAUAGAAAGCUGUGGGGUCAAUCGAUACAACUUGCAUCUCAAAAACUUUAUGGAUUGAGUGACGAGAACAAUGAUGAUCGAGUAUUGAAAUGCUGUCUUCAGUAUCAGGAAUUAUUCCCUUGUUCUCUUGUUAUUCUGUGCACGGAUGAUAAAAAUUUAAGAAACAAAGGCCUAAUAAGUGGUGUGAAGUCACUCAGUAAAGAAGAAUUGAGUGCAGAGUUCUUAAACUUAUCUCUGAACACAGAUGUAUGUCACCAGCCUUGUAUAUCUAAGCAACAAUUGAAAGCAGAAUCAACACCUUUGAAAGAGAGCUUUGAGGAAGAAUCUACAAAUUCUGGACUGCCCAUUCUGCUUGAAAGCAUAAUAUCUGAUCUUGAAAAAUCUCUUGGAACAGCUUUAUCUUCAGUAUUAGAAACAGAAAUGAAAAUUGCUUUUGGAAAUCUCUGGAUGGAGAUGCUGUACUUGAAACCACCAUGGACCCUAAUGCAUUUAUUACAGUGCUUUAGAAAACACUGGUUGGCUGUAUUUGGAUUAGUCAUGGAAAAGAACUUGCUUUUAACCGUUGAGAGCUUGUAUGAAAAUCUCUGUAAAGCUAACAAGGCAGUGGAUGUUACAACAGUGAAAUUCCUGCUUCAGGAUUCUCAAAGUCUGUUACAUGCUUUCAGUACAAGGUCAAAUUAUGAUGGUAUUCUUCCCCAGGCCUUUGCUCAAGUAAACAAACUACUGCAAACAUUUACGGAGAUCAAGGCAAAACUUAAUCGAAAUCCUUCUGAAAAUACAGCGGGUAAAAAGCAAGAAGAUACUUCUGCAAUGAAGUCUAAUAACCAAGAAGUCACAAUUUUCUCAGCUUCUCAUCUUUCCCAGCCCAACAGGCAUCAAGAAAUCUGGUCUAUCCUAGAGAAUGUUUGGAUUACAAUAUAUCAAAACAGCACAGAUGUAUUUCAAAGAUUGGGCUCAAAUUCAGCUCUGACUUCUUCAAAAAUAGCAUCAUUUGAAGAAGCAUUUAUAUAUCUUCAAAAGUUAAUGGCAGCUGUGAAGGAUAUUCUUGAAGGAAUUCAGAGGAUUUUGGCCCCCAACAGUAAUUGUCAAGAUGUUGAGACCCUUUAUAACUUCCUAAUCAAGUAUGAGGUAAAUAAAAAUGUCAAGUUUACUGCCCAGGAACUUUAUGAUUGUGUUUCUCAGACUGAGUAUCGGGAAAAGUUAACCAUUGGAUGCCGCCAGCUGGUGGAGAUGGAAUACACCAUGCAGCAGUGCAAUGCCUCUGUCUACAUGGAGGCCAGGAACAGGGGAUGGUGUGACGACACGCUCAACGAUAGGCCUAAGUGCUGAUUUGUAACUUCAAAGGAAUUGCAUUUGUUUUCGGGAACAACAGAGUAGCUGUCAACCCUUUGAGCCAAACCCAAGAGACGUGCAAGCAAUGUCUCAUAGGUAUAAAAAGGUGAUUGCCUACUGCUGACAGACAGCCUCACUGAUUGCCUACUGCUGACAGUCUCACUGAGGUUCUCUAAAAGCCUGGUGCAUUGUGGGAUAUGCCGUGGGCUCCACUGCUCUGAAGUUGACUCCACCUCCCUACUUCUGCCGCCGACGCUGAGCCAGUCUGUCUAAGGAAAGGAGAGCCGCCAGUUUAGUCGUAUUCGGGCAGGAGCCACUGUGGCCUCUGAGGAAGGCACCGCAUUAGCCCCCGCCUCAACCCUCAAUAUCGUUACCUGACCAGAGACACUUCCAGGCUCCAAGAAAGAAUUAGGGCAUGACCGGCCGUGCUCACCACAUUCCGCAAAUGGGACCUUUCCCUGGGCCGUCUUACGAUCUGAGGGUUUUCCAUAUAGACCUGGUGACUAUAAUUCACAUCCCUUCCACUUCCCCCAAGGUGUUGAGAAUGGAGUUUUGACUUCAGCUCCAACUUGCCAUAACAGCCUCUCUCCUCCCCUAGGCUAGUCACUUUCCAAUGUGUUUCUAACGGGCAGAGCAGGGAGACCCCGUGGGAGUUUCCCCUCACCUGUGAAGCAGCUAUGAACUUGCGGGAUUAGAUGGCAGGGACCGAUGUUGGCCCCUAGUUGAACCAAGUGUUUAACUGACUUAUGGGUUAUACAACAAGUUGGAAAUCCUUGUUUACUAGAAUAUAUUAUGCUUUUGUUAAUAGAUUAGAGUAAAUCGAAUUUGGUAUUCUAUUCUAAAUG
Molecule: messenger RNA, 3734 nt
Organism: Hipposideros armiger (great roundleaf bat)
Lineage: Eukaryota; Metazoa; Chordata; Mammalia; Chiroptera; Hipposideridae
Gene: SWT1
Product: SWT1 RNA endoribonuclease homolog
Exons: 20
Coding region: 118-2886 (922 amino acids)
Cellular component (GO): nucleus
Source: RefSeq, a predicted model, not a curated record